UAUGGUAUUGUUUUCCUCAUGAAAAACGAGAUAUCAAUUUCGAGCCUUCGUAUUCGUACAACUUAAUUUUUAAAAAAAUGCUCAAUUUCUGAUUUCUAUUGAAGUAAAUAACGCAUUAAUUCACAAUGAGUACUCUUCCAUAUAUUAGUGGUCUUACCAACAAGAACAUAUUUUUGGUGGAGCCUGUGGAACCAUAUGCUGAAAAAACACUACGAGAUGAAAAGACUACAAACAUCCGCGGCAUUAUAUACAGUCCUAAGGGCACUUAUCUUGCUUACAGAACAGAUAAGAAAGCGGAGGUAGUACGAUGUUCAGAUUGGUCGGUGACAACAACUGUGGAGGGCAACAUCAAAGACAUGUUGUUCUCCCCAUUGGACAACUACUUCAUGGUAUGGGAGAUGUUCGCUAUGACCAAGGAUGACCCGCAAGGCAAACCCAAUUUACACAUACUGAAGUCAACCAAUGGAGAGAAAGUUGGAUCAUUUGUACAAAAAUAUCAAACUGGAUGGGAACCAAAAUGGACAUCAGAUGAGAAAUUAUGUGCCAUGCUAGUGAAUGGCACGAUCUACAUCUACGAGGAUUGCAAGUUUGACAGAUAUGUGAAGAAUGUGCAGAUGGAGAAGCUGAAGGCAUUCAGUGUAUCCCCCAGUGCAGCUCCUAAUUACUACUUCUCCAUAUUUACAUUAGGCAAGUCGGGUCAGCCGUCGUUCUGGCGGGUGUACAAGUAUCCUUCGUUCGAGGAGGGCGCGGCCGUGGUCAGCCGCUCCUCCUUCCAGGCCGACAAGGCCACCUUCCACUGGAACCGCCGCGGCACCAACGUCUUCGCGCUCACGCAGACUGAAGUAGACAAAACAGGCGGCUCAUACUACGGCAAACAGUCUCUGUCAUACGGCGACGUGAAGGGAAACGCGGGAAACAUGACGUUCAGCAAGGAGGGCCCCAUUCACGCGAUCGCGUGGAACCCGGGCAAUUGGAAUGAGUGGGUAGCGGUGUAUGGCCACGCGCCUGCCAAGGCGACGAUAUUCAACGCGAAGUGCGACCCGCUAUUUGAAUUUGGAACCGGCGCGUGGAACGCCAUCUACUUCCCGCCAGAGGGGAAUCAUGUGCUACUUGGCGGUUUCGGCAACAUAGCGACUGGUCACAUCGAGGUGUGGGAUGUACGAGGGUACAAGAAGCUGGGCGCUUGCUCGGCCCCCGACACCACGCUGCUGCAGUGGGACCCUCGCGGCGAGACCUUCCUCACCGCUACCACGUACCCCAGGCUCACUGUUGGUAACGGCUACAAACUCUGGCACUACACGGGCGUACUGAUGCACAAGCGCCAAUGCGAGGAGAAGGAGCAAUUGCUAGCGAUCAGCUGGCAGCCGGGGCAGUACCCUAAGAGCGAGCUGUCUCGGACUCCGCCCCGAGGUAUACAGGACGCGGCGCCGAAGCCUGUGGGCGCAUACCGACCGCCCGGCGCUAGGAACAAACCCUCUACCUUCACACUACAUGAGCAUGAGAAGCCACAUCGGCCCGGAGAAACGCCUAAUGCGGCGCCGUCGAAGCAGGCAAUAAAGCAGAAAGAGAAGCGCGAGGCCCGCAAGGCCCGCAAGGCGGAGGAGCGCGAGCGCGGGGACGCGUCCCCCGCCUCGCCCCCCGCGCCCGCCGCGGCGCGCGCCGCCUUCGUCUCCACCGGGGACCCGGAGAAGGAUAAAAAGAUUAAGAAUCUUAAUAAGAAACUAAGCGACAUAGACAAGCUGAAGGCGCAGAAGGCGGCCGGUAAGCAGCUGGAACUGAACCAGCUAGCCAAGAUUGACAGCGAGAAGACACUGCUCGCGGAACUCGCGCAGCUCAAGUUAUGAUGGUCGAUAUACUAACCGAAUAAAGUAUUGAUCUAUUCAUGUCAAAAAAAAACAGGUUAGAAUUCAAUGUGUUUUACCAGUGUAAAAGACUUGCUUCUGGCAUGGUGAAGUUCUUGCGAUUUUGCACAGUGCGCAUAACAGGAGUGUCCCAAGAGUGCUCAUAGAAAAUGAAAGCUUAUGGAAAAUUAAACUUUAUAACUGUGACGUUAAGAAAAAUGUUAUCUUUCAUAGUAUUGUUGUGAUUGUUCAAGUUGUAAAAGUGUUACCAAUUACAAAAAAAUAACUCCUAUACCUAGUUGAGAAAAUAUUCAUCAAUAUAAUUCAUAAGUAAAUAAUUCAUUGAAUUCUAAGCUGUUAACACAGAGUACAGACACGUGAAUCAUGCAUUUACUAACCUAUUGUUUAAUGAUACCGAGAUCUUGCAUAGCUUUGUGUAAGGAUAGAAUACUUACGUAUAUUUAUUGCAUUAGUUGCUCUCGAUGUGUUUUGUAAGGAUUAUGCUACCUAAUCUUACUUUUAAGUCAAUGAAAAUUUGUUUUAAGAGAGUUUGAAGAUGUGUUACGUGGAUUGUUUUAAUGUUACUAAGGAUAUAGAAUAAGGAAUAAUGCUACGUAAAGUACGGCAAUUCUCCGCUCCCCAGCAGCGUCUGAGCUAAGUUUAACAUCGAUGUGUGGUGUCUGUGUAAAACGAGGUUGUUUUUAUGAAGUGUCUGGGGUGUGCUAAGGAGUAAUAGUUGAAUGGAGGCAACACUGAAGCUUUAUCAACAAGGCACAAGUUUAUUUUUUACGUUUAUAUAACUAUUUACCUCGUUUUUCUAAUAAAUAAUAGGCUGUAAAAUUCAAUAGAAAAACGAGUGAGGAACAUUGGCAUAUCUUUACAACAUAUCCAUUAAAGUCGAUAAACUACGUGAUUUUGUGCUAUAAGUAAUUAUUUAUUUAUUUACAUUGGAUCAAGUUUAAUAUCAUAAUUUUGCAUAAAUAGUAUAGCUUGACUAUUGUGUAAUAUACGUGUGAAAAACAAUCUGCCUUUCUCCAUACAACCAAAAUCUUCAAUGUGUUGGACUAAGAAAGAAGCGUUAAAUGUUGCGUCCAUUUUCCUAUUUACUUCAUGCUUGUUAACUGAUGUGAAAACACCAAUAUAAUGUACAGAAGUAAAGUCUACUCGGCAUAAAGCGUAUAUUUUCUCUCGGCGAGUGUUGUUUAUGUAAAACGCGAAAAAUAUUAUGUAGUUAUUAUGUUUUAUUGUUGAAAAUUCUAUCAAGGUACAAUGUGAAUCGGCUUCAUAAUAACUGGCUGUUAUAAGCGUCCAGUGUACUUUUCAUGUUUGAUGAACUGUUGAUGUGUAAAUAAAAUUAUAUAACGAGAAUUUUAAUAAAGAUAUAAUGAACA
Pectinophora gossypiella (pink bollworm) is the source of this 3232-nucleotide messenger RNA. It is a transcript of the gene eIF2A, whose product is annotated as eukaryotic translation initiation factor 2A. Gene Ontology annotation, cellular component: cytosolic small ribosomal subunit. NCBI's taxonomy places the organism in Eukaryota, Metazoa, Arthropoda, Insecta, Lepidoptera, Gelechiidae. Gene Ontology annotation, molecular function: tRNA binding; ribosome binding; translation initiation factor activity. Gene Ontology annotation, biological process: translational initiation. Bases 126 to 1844 code for a protein of 572 amino acids. The record is from RefSeq and is a predicted model, not a curated record. The transcript is spliced from 10 exons.